GUAAAUGAAGGACAAUAUGAAGUGAGAGUGAAGGACAAUAUGAAAUGUAAUUGAUGGACAAUAUGAAGUGUAAGUGAAGGACAAUAUGAAGUGUAAGUGAAGGACAAUAUGAAGUGUAAGUGAAGGACAAUAUGAAGUGUAAGUGAAGGACAAUAUGAAGCGUAAGUGAAGGACAAUAUGAAGUGUAAGUGAAGGACAAUUUGAAGCGUAAGUGAAGGACAAUAUAAAGUGUAAGUGAGGGACAAUAUGAAGUGAGUGCAAAUGUGGUGAAGGACAAUAUUGGAGUGGAGCUGUCACAGGGAAGGCAGGCAGGAAGGAAGGAAGGAAGGCAGGCAGGGAGGAAAGAAGGAAGGAACGAAAGCAGGGAGGAAGGCAGGCAGGACGAAAGGAAGGCAGGGAGGAAGGCUGGCGAGGAGGAAGGCAGGCAGGCAGGCAGAAAGGAAGGCAGGCAGGAAGGCAGGCAGGAAGGAAGGAACAAAGGAAGGCAAGGAGGAAGGCUGGCAGGAAGGAAGGAAGUCAGGCAGGCCGGCAGGCUGUAGAAAGGCAGGCAGGAAGGAAAGAACAAAGGAAGGCAAGGAGGAAGGCAGGCAGGAAGGAAGGAAGUCAGGCAGGCCGGCAGGCUGUAGAAAGUCAGGCAGGAAGCCAGGAAGCCAGGAAGGAAGGAAGGCAGGCAGGCAGAAAGGAAGGCAGGCAGGAAGGCAGGCAGGAAGGCAGGCAGGCAAGCAGGCAGGAAGACAGGAACGAAUGAAGGCAAGGAGGAAGGCAGGCAGGAAGGAAGGAAGGCAGGGAGGAAGGCAGGGACAAAGGCAGGCAGGAAGGAAGGAAGUCAGGCAGGCAGGCCGGCAGGCUAUGGAAAGGCAGGCAGGAAGGCAGGGAGGAAGGUAGACAGGAAGGCAGGCAGGAAGGAAGGAAGUCAGGCAGGCCGGCAGGCUGUAGAAAGGCAGGCAGGCAGGAAGGAAGGAAGAAAGGACGGCAAGGAGGAAGGCAGGCAGGAAGGCAGGCUUUAGAAAGGUAGGCAGGAAGGAAGGCAGGCAGGUAUGAGAAGUAGAAAGAAGUAAAGAAGGAGGAGAAGAAGAAGGAGAAGAAUGAAUGAGUUCAGUGUUUGCAGAGUGUUUGCUGGCUCCUCUCUAGCAGCCACACAUGCUGCUCUCCUGCUGCUGGCUGCUGCAGGUGUGACAAUCAGCAGCAUUCAUGUCAUGGUGGCUUCUAGAAGGUCCACACUGAUGCUCCUUCACUCUGUCAUGGUGGCUUCUAGAAGGUCCACACUGAUGCUCCUUCACUCUGUCAUGGUGGCUUCUAGAAGGUCCACACUGAUGCUCCUUCACUCUGUCAUGGUGGCUUCUAGAAGGUCCACACUGAUGCUCCUUCACUCUGUCAUGGUGGCUUCUAGAAGGUCCACACUGAUGCUCCUUCACUCUGUCAUGCCUUAGCAUCCUCAGAUCAUUGUGUGGAUGUUAAUUACUGUCUUCUUCUCCUCCUUCUCCUCCUUCUUCUACUUCUUCUUCUCCUUCUCCUUCUCCUUCUCCUUCUUCUUCUCCUUCUCCUUCUUCUCCGUCUUCUCCUUCUUCUCCUGCAUUUUCUCCUUCUCCUUCUUCUCCUUCUUUUCCAUCUCCUUCUCUUUCUUCUCCAUCUCUUCUCCCUCUUCUUGUUUUUCUCCUUCUUCUCCUUCUUCUUUUUGAUCUUCUUCUUCUUCUUCUUCUUCUUAUCCUUUUCCUUCAUGUUCUCCUUCUCAUUCUCCUUCUUCUUUUUGAUAUUCUUCUUCUUCUUUUGCUUUUUCUUCUUCUUCUUCUUCUUCUUCUUCUUCUUCUUCUUUGUGUCCUCAUUUAUCUUCUCCGACUCAUUCUCCUUCUUCUCCUUCUUCUCCUUCUUUUCCCGCAUUUUCUACUUCAUGCUUCUUCCUCCUUUGUUUUUUUUCCUUCUCCUUUUCUUUUUAUUGCUCUCCUUCUUCUCCUUGUCUUUCUCAUUCUCCUUCACCCUCUUCUUCUCCUUCUUCUUGUCCUUCUUCUCCUUCUCCUUCUCCUCAUUCUUCUCCUUCUUCUUCUCCUUCUUCUUAUUUUCCUUCUCCUUCUUCUCCUUCUUUGCCUUCAUUUUGUACUUCCUGUUUCUUCUUUCUUCCAUUCCUCCUUCUCUUUCUCCUUUUCUUCUCAUUGUUCUCCUUCUUCUCAUUGUCUUUCUCCUUCUUCUUCUCCCUCUUCUUCUUCUUUUUCUUCUUCUUCUUCUCCUUCUUCUUCUUCUCCCUCUUAUUUUCCUUAAUCCUCCUCCUUUUUCUUUUUCUUCUUCUCUUUCUUCUUCUUUUUCUUCUCCUCUGUUGUCUUCUUCCUCUCUUUCUUCUUCUUCUCCUUCUCCUUCCUGCCCUCUUUUGUCUAAUUUUUCCUCCUUGUCCUUACCAUUGUCUUUAUCCUUCUUCUUAUUUGUCUUCUCCUUCUUCUCCUCCUUCUCCCCAUUCUCUUAUCCUUCUUCCUCUCCUUCUUCUUCUUCUGGUCCCUUGUUUUCCCCAACUUCUCACUCUUGUUCUUGUUCUUCUUCUUCUUCUUCUUCUUCUUCUUCUCCUCCUCCUCCUCCUCCUCCAUGCCCUUCUUCUUCUUCUCCUCUUCCUUCUCCCUCUCCUCCUCCAUCCCCUUCUCCUACCACAGUACUGCUGGAUUCCUCCUCGUCACUGCUGUUGUCGCUGCUAAUAACGCAGCUUCCGGUCUUCACGUCUGCCUCUCCGGUUCCUCCGCGGCGGCCAAGUGACAUGGACAAGCUUUCCAACCAGACCAAAAACCUCAUGAAGCUCACACAGGAACUACUGAGGGCGCACGCGUUCGACUCUGACGCCGAACCUCACAGGUUCCGGUCGCUGCCGGAAAUGAGCAACAGGUCAGCGCACGACCUCCACAAUCUCCAGUUGAGGCCCACGCUCUCCCAGCUCCACGCCGACCUGAAGCUGUACGAGCACCACUUCGAGUGGCUCAACAGGGUCUCCAAGAAGCACCACCACCCUGCACUGCCCAAGCUGGUGGAGGUGAUCAAGGAGAUGAAGUCGCUGAUCAACCUGCUGCACCAUCAGAUGCUGAGGGUCCAGGCGCCCAAGCUGGCCCCCGUGGCCCCCUCACUGCCCCCGGAGCUGCCCUACCAGUUCGACGUGCUGCAAUCCAGCCAGGAGCUCCUCCAGCACUUCAAGCUCUUCUGCGACUGGGCGUACCGAGCCUUCAUCAGCCUCAAGCCCAAAGUCGCCGCCGUUCAGUCGUAAGCGCUCGCACAGCAGGGGGGGCCCGGGGGGCGGG
Molecule: messenger RNA, 3266 nt
Organism: Nerophis ophidion (straightnose pipefish)
Lineage: Eukaryota; Metazoa; Chordata; Actinopteri; Syngnathiformes; Syngnathidae
Gene: il11a
Product: interleukin 11a
Exons: 4
Coding region: 1718-3232 (504 amino acids)
Biological process (GO): positive regulation of cell population proliferation; positive regulation of MAPK cascade
Cellular component (GO): cytoplasm
Molecular function (GO): cytokine activity; growth factor activity
Source: RefSeq, a predicted model, not a curated record